AUUUCAGCCACUAAAGAGUCGAAGUAAAACGGGCGUUACUUGGCGCUUCGGGCAAAACAAAGUGAGACGAGGAGGCGAAGAGACGAAAGAAGCUGAAUAAUCAGCUUAUAGAGCACACCACCGACAUUUGGUCAAACGAACAAUACUAAACCAAUGAGCGACACACGAACGCCUAAGCGCUGCACAAACGCUGAUAAUGAGCAAUGAGUUGUAAUGAUGAAAUGAUGAAGUGAGAAGGGGCAAUGCUGCUCAUCGAAACGAAAAAGCAAGUAACUGUAAAUAAAUUUGAAAAAGCAGUUGAGACCUGCAUACGGAUAUGCGCCGAUGAGUGAGAGUGAAGCRUAAUUGAGCGCUGCAAUAGAUGAAUAGACACUCGGCUGUGAUCACAAGUCAAUGAGUGGCGACAAAAACACGAUUGGGCAAAUGGAAACUGYGCGACAAAAACGAUAGUAAGCAGGAAAAGCAAGAAAAAAGUAGAAGACGGAAGCGCUGGCCCCAAAAGCACGAAAUGAAAGUGUAAACGAACGACAAAAAAGCAACUAAACGAAAACAAAAGCAGAGGCGAAAACUCAGCCACAUAAUCUUGCCAAUACCAAGUACCCAGAACMUAGAUAAACUUUCGCGUGCGGCGACCAAGCGAAAUUCGUAUUUAGUACCUUCCGUCCAAUCAACAAYCACACGAGUUGAUAGAUCGCGUGCAAAGCAACCAUUUCGUGCAACAAGCGGUAAUUACGACGGUUACACCAUUGGUGCGAAAGUGGUGAUUUGCGCGCAUGCGCAGUAUCAAACAAAUUGCACCAAUAAUACGAAAAUACGCGCUAAAGCGACAMAAACGUAGAAACUCAACAUUAAUAACGAAAAUUUAUAAUCAUAAUGGCUGUGCAAAAUCAGAACUUGCCACCAAAACCAYCGCAUUUGACCGCAAAAACCGCMACAGGCGCAACCGCAACAAACACACAUAUGAACGCCACACAACCGUUGGCGAAAACACGCACGAAAUUCGGUCAAGCGGCAGCAGCAGCAGCUGCAACUGGAGCCGCCACCGAAUUGGGGCAUAACACACAAGUAUCGGGUGGCGCUGGUGGUGUUUCGAUGAUGUCAACGCCAGCGGGGGCAACGGCGCCGACAGCAGUUCCGAAUGGUGGUCCGCGCGUGUCAUUCAAUCGGGAUGUGCAUGUUAAACGAAUCG
Bactrocera latifrons is the source of this 1189-nucleotide messenger RNA. RefSeq lists its product as uncharacterized. The record is from RefSeq and is a predicted model, not a curated record. The transcript has 2 exons. The annotation marks the transcript as partial. Lineage: Eukaryota; Metazoa; Arthropoda; Insecta; Diptera; Tephritidae.